Molecule: messenger RNA, 2484 nt
Organism: Stegastes partitus (bicolor damselfish)
Lineage: Eukaryota; Metazoa; Chordata; Actinopteri; Pomacentridae
Gene: piwil1
Product: piwi-like RNA-mediated gene silencing 1
Exons: 19
Coding region: 1-2484 (827 amino acids)
Molecular function (GO): RNA binding; protein binding
Source: RefSeq, a predicted model, not a curated record
AUGACCGGUAGGGCACGAGCAAGAGCACGAGGCCGAGCACGUGGUCAAGAGACUGCAGCUCCAGGAGCGAUCCGGCCUCAAGAGCCUGCACCACCGGCUCCCCCUCCUGCAGAGGGAGGGGAUUUGGUUGGUAGAGGGAGGCAGAAAGGUGACCCAGGACCAUUCUCUGCAGGAACUGUUCUACAGAUUUCAGCUGGAUUUCAACAGGUGAAGCUGGGAGAAAGAGGUGGACGCCGCAGGGAUUUUCACGAUGAAGGGGUCAAUACCAGACAGUUGAUGGAGCAUGUGAAGGAGUCCAAGUCUGGAACAACCGGCACUCCCAUUCAGUUGACAGCAAACUUCUUUCGCAUCCUGUCCCGCCCUCAGUGGGUUUUAUAUCAGUACCACGUGGACUUCAAACCGCCAAUGGAGUCUCGACGCCUGAGAUCUGCCCUCCUGUUCCAGCAUGAGGAGACACUUGGCGCAGCAAGAAGCUAUGAUGGAGCUAUGCUUUUUCUGCCUCACAGGUUGCACAACAAGGUGACUGUGCUGCAUAGUGUGACCAGGAAUGGAGAGAAGGUUCAGAUAACUGUCACCCUGACAAAUGAACUACCACCCACAUCACCAGUGUGCAUUCAGUUUUACAAUAUCAUAUUCAGAAGGAUCCUGAGAAUUCUCAACAUGCAGCAGAUUGGACGCAACUACUACAACCCCGGUGAUCCACUCAACAUCCCACAGCACAAACUUACCAUCUGGCCAGGCUUCACUACUACAAUCUUGAAGUAUGAGUCAGCCAUUAUGAUGUGCACUGACGUGAGCCACAGGGUGCUACGUAGUGAGACAGUCCUCGACAUUAUGGCCAAUCUGAGGCAGCAAUGUGGAAUUCAGCGUUUCCCUGAGAUAUGUGCUAAGGAGCUUAUCGGGCUCAUAGUCCUCACCAAGUACAACAACAAAACCUACAAGAUUGACGAUAUUGCAUGGGAUCACACUCCCAACAACACUUUCAAGAGGGGAGACACAGACAUUUCCUUCAGAAACUACUACAAAACUCAAUAUGGCCUAGACAUCUCAGAUGGGAACCAGGUCCUGCUGAUCAGCCAUGUGAAGAAGAUGGGUCCUUCUGGAGGUCCUCCUCCUGGCCCGGCCAUGCUCGUCCCAGAGCUGUGCUAUCUUACAGGCUUGAGUGAUAAGAUGCGAGCUGACUACAGGAUCAUGAAGGAUUUGAGCACCCACACGAGACUGACCCCAGAUAAGAGGGAGGAACGGCUAAAUAGAUUCGUCACUCAUAUACAGAAGGACUCUGACGCACAGGCAGAGUUGGAUAAGUGGGGACUCAGCUUUGAUGAGCAACUUCUACAUCUAACUGGCAGAGUCCUUCGAGGAGAGACGAUUUUCCAGGGAUCGAAAUCGUAUGAGUACAACCCAAUGACAGCUGACUGGUCCAGAGAAAUGCGUGGGCUGGCCCUGAUGCAGUCUCCUCCGCUGAAUAACUGGCUCAUGUUUCACACCCGUCGUAACCACAACGAAGCCCAGUCUCUUGUCCAGACGCUCAGCAGAGUUUCAGGUCCACUGGGUCUCCGCAUACAGAGACCUGUUGUGGUUGAAUAUGACGAUCAUCAAGAGUCUCUCCUCAGAGCUCUGCAACACAAUGUUGGACCCCAAAUACAGAUGGUGGUGGUAGUCCUCUCGAGCAACAGGAAAGACAAGUAUGACAGUGUUAAGAAGUACCUCUGUGUGGACUGUCCUACUCCCAGCCAGUGCGUGGUGUCCCGUACGCUCAGCCGGCCUCAGGCACUCAUGACUGUUGCUACAAAGAUUGCACUGCAAAUGAGUUGCAAGAUGGGAGGGGAACUCUGGAGCGUUGACAUCCCUCUCAAACAGCUGAUGAUUGUCGGUAUUGACUGUUACCAUGACACCACUGCUGGGAAAAGGUCCAUUGGGGCUCUAGUGGCCAGCCUCAACCAGAGCAUGAGCAGGUGGUUCUCAAAGUGCGUGCUGCAGCACAGAGGCCAGGAAAUUAUGGAUGGGCUGAAAAUGGCCUUAACUGCUGCACUGAAAGACUAUCUGAAGUUCAAUAACUGCCUGCCUUCACGCAUCAUUGUGUACCGAGAUGGAGUGGGAGACGGCCAGCUGCACAGCGUGGUCAACUAUGAGGUUUCACAGAUCAUGGAUUCCAUCAAGUCCAUCGGGCAGGACUAUGUGCCCAAGCUGACUGUGGUGGUAGUGAAGAAGCGCAUCAGCGCCCGCUUCUUCUACCACAAAAAUGGCACCGUGUUCAACCCUCCCCCAGGCACUGUCAUUGACACAGACGUCACCCGGCCAGAGUGGUAUGACUUCUACAUCGUGAGUCAGGCUGUUCAAACAGGAAGUGUCUCGCCAACCCACUACAAUGUCGUGUACGACACCAGUGGACUGAAGCCUGAUCAUAUGCAGCGGCUUACCUACAAGCUGUGCCACAUGUACUACAACUGGCAGGUAAGUUGGAACAAAUGUGUUCCUAGAUAA